GCAGCAGUGUCGCUGCAGUGUUGGCAACGCCUUGUUUUGACGUGCCCGACCUUGAUGGCGACUAGAUAGAGGUUGUGUUCUCAGUGCUGUGUUCUUUGUAAUUUUAGUCCAUAGUUCCUUCUAUAUUUAGCUUAAUAACAUUUCAUACUCUUGAGACGGGGAUGGCUGCUGUGGGCGAUUUGUGGGUGUCCUGGUUCAGUUGUUGCGUGCAGCAGCCCCAAAAACGGCGCAUUCGAAUCGACAGAUCAAUGAUUGGCUCCCCGACCAAUUUCCAGCACACAGGCCACAUCGGGAGCCGCGACGUGGAAAUGCCCGGGGACCAGCUCGUGGCCCUCCAGAACCAAAUGAAGAGCAAAGGCGGCUAUGAGACAACGUACAAGGACGUAAACUGGUGCCAAUGAUUUUGUUAUUAUUUAUUGUGUGCAAGUGCGACUGUUUUAUUUAAAGUAUUAGGUCAAAUGUGUGUAAAUACGUGUAUGUAAAUAGGACUUCAGGUGGCAAUAUUUGUAUGUAUCGGAAACCGCAUUUAUUUGUAUCAUUGCCUUAGAUAACGCACUCUAGGAAUUUUCCAUUUUAUCAUGUUGGUUGUUAUCAUUUUACAAAUGGUGCUCUUGUUAUCAGUUUUUUAUUGAUUUUUCGUAGCUAGUUGAGCCGUGCCAAAAAUCUGACUAAGUUAGGUAUUUUUUUAAUUGAAACCAAAAUUGAUUGUGAUUUUUUAUUAUACUACUGCGAGCAAUAAUUGCCUUUUAACCUCUUGCUGGAAAUGACGUUUCCAACUCGCCUUAACGAAUUGAAAUAUUUUUGCACAAACCUGUUAAAGCACAAGUAUUAUUCUUGAUACUGUUAUUGUACUUACUAGUGUAAAUUUGUAUCCGUGAAUAAAUUAUUAUUAGUUGA
Tribolium castaneum (red flour beetle) is the source of this 897-nucleotide messenger RNA. It is a transcript of the gene Spec2, whose product is annotated as Spec2. The record is from RefSeq and is a predicted model, not a curated record. Gene Ontology annotation, molecular function: small GTPase binding. Gene Ontology annotation, biological process: regulation of Rho protein signal transduction. Gene Ontology annotation, cellular component: plasma membrane. Bases 162 to 401 code for a protein of 79 amino acids. The transcript has 4 exons. Lineage: Eukaryota; Metazoa; Arthropoda; Insecta; Coleoptera; Tenebrionidae.